AUUCACUACAUCUGGUCUCUCACAGUACACAGAACAUGGAAUUAUUUUAUUAAAUAUAAACUGCUAAAUAACUUUUCUCAUCAGCAGAUAGAGCAGUCUUGUGACUUUAGCAGAGCACUGGUUAAAGCUUGUAGGAGGAGUUCUCUUUCUGCUCUAGGAGGAUGCAAAACCCCUGACCUCUGUCUGGACAGUGCUGAUUGGCCCUGUGCUUAUCACAUGCACUCUCCCAAGAGAAAAAAACUUCUCUAGCAAUGCACACUAACCUGAACAUGUGGAUGUGACUCAGGGUUCAGUCUGUCUUAUCAGCUGGACAUUUGAACAAGAGGAGGAGCAGAGAAGACAAGAUCAACCAGCCUUUUUACACAAUGUAGAGGAUUAACCCCUUAGGUUCCACAGUGAGUAUAACAAGCAUGCUUUACUGCAUAUACAGACUGAUUUUACUGUUGUGGGUUUAGAAACACUU
Messenger RNA from Staurois parvus, 463 nucleotides. Lineage: Eukaryota; Metazoa; Chordata; Amphibia; Anura; Ranidae. The record is from the annotation of a GenBank genome assembly.